GACGCUGCUCCAGCGGGAAGCAGGAUGGCUGCUACCUGGGGCGCCCGCCAGCACCUCCCCCGCAGGGGGGCCGGGAAGCGUCCCUGGGCCCAGGUUGCCCUGGCCUUGGCCCCGGCCGGAGCCCGAUCCUCCCUUUCCCUAACCUUCUCUUCCAGCUUUAGGACAACGCUCCCCCUGGCCGCCUUCCAGACAUCCUCUGCUCUCCUCCUUCCUCUCGCCUCCGGGUCGCCCCCGCAGCCCACCCCCAUGCUCCCCGCACCCGAUGCAGCUUGCCCCAUCUCUAGCCCUUCUCUGACCCCAACUGGGGCUGGGCAACUGUUGGGUAGCAAGGCCUACAGCGACCACGCUCCCUGCACCAAAGUGGGGUGCAGAGGGCUCCGCCUCCUGCAGCACUGGGCUAGCGCUGGCCUGGAGGGAGAGAAGCAGGGCUGUGGCGCGAGCUACCGAGGGGCUUUGCAAGAGGCACCACUUGCCUCCCCCUGGCGCUCAGCCAGGGGUCGCAGCCCUGAAGCUGCAGCCGGGGUAGGGCACAACUCUUGGGGUGACGAGGUCUCUGUGACAGGUCUCUACGACGAGGAUAGAGGAACCUGCCUGGCUGAGAGUGCAAGGCUAGAUUUUGUCACCAAGAUAAAGAAUUCUGCCUGGGGCGAGGGAGCAUGUGGUGACCCCUGCCAUCCCCACCCAUGCCUAGUGUGGAGGCACCUGCCUGGGGGAAGGCUCGUUGGGCAGAAACAGGGUAAGGCUGCCCCCUGGUGCCGGGCGGGUGCACAGACCCUUCCCCAAAGACCUCCCCUUCGGAGCCCCAGCCCCCCACCCUCCAUUGCUCCCCUCUCUGGGGACCUCCAGGGACCUCAAGCCUCUUCAGCAAGAGCGAAGUUGUUGGGCAGCUUCUCUCUCUCUCUCUCUCUCUCUCUCUCUCUGUCACACACACACACACACACACACACACACAACUGCCAGCUGAGCAACCAGUUUGGAAUUUUCCAGGGCCCAAGACUAGCCUCAGGGUGGGGUGGGGAAGCCAAGGGUUAUUGUCCUGGCUGGGGAGUUGGUGCCUGCCCCGCCUUGGUCCCAGGCUCCCCAGUCGGAGACGCUGUGGUCCCAUCCUGGGAAGCUCAGCCAUGCUGAGCUCAGCCAUCCUGGGAAGCUCAGCCAUCCUGGGAAGCUCAGCCAUCCUGGGAAGCUCAGCCAUGCGGACGACUUUACGAUGAAAAGCAGUUCCGGACCGAGCCAGAUUGAGCCUGCUAGAAUGAAUACAUGGAGAGAGAAAGCCACAGAAGCAAGAAGCUGGAAGCAAU
Molecule: messenger RNA, 1298 nt
Organism: Choloepus didactylus (southern two-toed sloth)
Lineage: Eukaryota; Metazoa; Chordata; Mammalia; Pilosa; Megalonychidae
Exons: 2
Coding region: 25-1128 (367 amino acids)
Source: RefSeq, a predicted model, not a curated record